This is a messenger RNA of Diospyros lotus (date-plum), 3371 nucleotides long. RefSeq lists its product as uncharacterized. The coding region runs from base 163 to 2796 and encodes 877 amino acids. Gene Ontology annotation, cellular component: nucleus. The record is from RefSeq and is a predicted model, not a curated record. NCBI's taxonomy places the organism in Eukaryota, Viridiplantae, Streptophyta, Magnoliopsida, Ericales, Ebenaceae. The transcript has 4 exons. Gene Ontology annotation, molecular function: transcription corepressor activity.
UUUUUUUUUUUUUUUUUCUCUAAUUCUCUCUCUCUCUCUCUCUCUCCAUUUUCCUCUCGGCUCGGGGCCUCUCCUCGUUUUCUCAAUUCAACCAUGAAGCCUCAGCUCUCCUAAAGGUUCUCCUCCUCCCGCGGCUUUGCGCUCUCGGAUACUACCGAGCAGAUGGAUUCAAUGCAACUGAAUCAGAAUGGGGAUAUUGUUGAAGGUGCCUCCGAGAAGCAGUUUCUCUAUCCAGAUUCCUGUGAUGCAUACAAUGUUUUUGGAGCUCCAGAGUUGCUUCCUCGAGUUGGAGACCAGUACCAGGUUGAAAUUCCACCAUUAAUGACAUAUUCUGAGUAUCUUUCCUAUAAAAAGGGCCCGUUUGAGCUGGAAUGUGCCCUUGGUAUUCAUUAUGAUUUUCUAAUGGGACUACCUAUUCCAAUCAUGUGGAUCAAUAAGGAAAUUGAUCAUGUUAAACAUAAAGGGCUGGAACAUCUUGGUGAUUCAGAUGAUAUAUCCAAUAAAAGUGGGCUCUCAAAAUCUGAAAGCAACAGAAAGGCUCAGAAUUGUUCAGUGGGUGAAGAUUUAAAAUGUAAAAUAGAGCCUCUGGACCUUGUAUGGGCAAAUGAUAUAGGAUCAGGAACGUCAGCUGACUUAGCUUCAGAGCAAGAAACAAGAAGCAAAAUGUGUCAGAACUACAGAGCUAAAAAAUACUGUUUAGUUCCUGGUUCUUUUGGUGGUUUGUGGAGUAAAAUUGAAAAGGAAAGUUUCCUUCUUGGCUUGUACAUCUUCGGGAAGAACCUUGUUCUGGUGAAGAAAUUUAUUGUGAAUAAGACUAUGGGGGAUAUACAAUCAUUUUACUAUGGGAUAUUUUACAAGUCUGAUGAAUACCAAAGAUGGUCAGAUUGCCGAAAGAUGAGAAGCAGAAAGUGUGUAUAUGGGCAAAAGAUUUUCACUGGAUUGAGGCAACAGGAACUGUUGUCUCGUUUGUUUCUCAAUGUGUCAGAAGAAUGCCAAAAGACUUUGUCAGAGGUCUCUAAGACUUUUGGAGAGGGCAAAAUGCCCCUAGAGGAAUAUGUUUUCACUUUAAAAGCUAUAGUUGGGAUGAACAGUCUUGUAGAGGCCGUGGGUAUUGGUAAAGGGAAGCGUGACCUAACAGGCAUCACAAUGGAGCCUCCAAAGUCCAAUCAUGCUGUUCCUUUGCGCCCAGAAAUUCCAAUUGGCAAAGCAUGCUCCUCCCUUACACCAGAAGAAAUCAUCAAGUUUCUGACAGGGGAUUUUCGGUUGAGCAAGGCUCGAUCAAAUGAUUUAUUUUGGGAAGCAGUUUGGCCCCGUUUACUGGCAAGAGGUUGGCACUCAGAGCAGCCCAAUGAUCAGAGUUUUACUGCUGCUUCCAAGCAUUCUUUGGUCUUCCUUGUGCCUGGUGUCAAAAAGUUCUCAAGGAGAAGACUAGUCAAGGGAAACCACUAUUUUGAUUCUGUAAGUGAUGUAUUGAGUAAAGUUGCUUCCGAACCUGGCCUUCUUGAGCUGGACACUGAAGCAGAUGAAAGCAACAGAAACAAGGAAGAGUGUGGGUGGAGUCCUGAAACAAAAUUGGAACAAGAUGAUUUGUCUGAGCCCCGCCGUCACUGCUAUCUUCAACCUCGAACUUCAGUUCGUAGUACAGAUCUGAUGCAGUUUACUAUUGUAGAUACAAGCCUGGCGGAUGGAAAAACAUUUAAGGUGAGAGAAUUGAGAACAUUACCUGAUGAAGUUUCUAAGAAGAGAAUCUCUAGGAGUCAUUCUGAAGAAAAUGAUGAUGAUGGCUCUGAGGUGUCAUCUCAAGAUUCAGAGUGUGUUGAUACCAUGUUAUCUGAUCAUAUGGACACUAAUAAUUCCAAUAUAACAAAAACAGUGUCUGCUAUUGGCAUGUUCUCUGAGAAGGAUCUUGAAGUCGGUUCUUCGAACCAAGGGGAUGAUGGUCAUGAUCCUGAAAAGGCAUCUGCUAGAGGCACCAAAGAUCUUAACAUUUUCUGUGAAGAUAAGCAGCCAAUCAAAUCUCUGAAGUGCAAGCGAGGGCUAAAACAAAAUGAUUUGAACUAUUUAGCUGAAGGAACAAAAAGGCACCGGAGAUUAGGUGCUUGUACUCAAGCUGAAGCAAGCCAUUGCAUCAUCAGUCCCUCAGUAAACUCCAGGUUUGAGCAAGAGGAGCAGAUUUGUUGCUCAGGAACUCCUGAUUCAAGUCAAAACAAUUUCUCUGGAUUUAGUUUACCUCAGAGGAGGAUCCCUUCCUCAAGUUCGUCAAAAGGUAGCCCUAUCGAGAGCAGUGAAGGCAUCUCUUAUGAUACCAGUUGUGUUGCAGAAGGUUCUUAUGAUAAACCUCAACCCCGGACAUUGAUUGACCUGAACUUGCCGCAAGUCUCGCUAGAUGUUGAAGCUAGUGAAAUCUCCAUAAUGGCAGAUGAUAAAGCAAGCAAACCAGAAAAUUCUGCUGCUCCAGAAACUGCUACAGAUGUGCAGCAGCCAAACAUGAACUCAAGGAGGCAGGGCACUAGAAACCGGCCUCCAACCAUGAGAGCAUUGGAAGCCUUUGCAAGCGGGUUUUUAACCUCCUCUCGUAAGCGUAAGAAUAAAGAAGCCUCUCCAAGGAAGAACUCAACAUCAAGACCGCCUAAACGCGCAUGUAGUGGAGUGCAGGUGACUGAGAAUUUUGGUGCCAGAACUGUGGACUCGCAGAUGGCAGAAGUUGGAAAUGGGGCGCAUGAUGCCAACAUCGACGUUCUUAACAAAUUUCAGGUGAUAUCCGAGGGAAAUGACACUCAAAUGAGAGGACCGUAAUGGGAAGUUUUCGAGUUCAACAUCCAAGUCAUUGCAUGCUGUUAAUGGAAGAAUGAAUGCUUAGUUAAAAGGACCUUACUCAGAAAGAUGCUGCUGGUUUCAAUGAAAGCCGACAUAUUUCAUCAGCAAGGCGCCUCCUACUCCAUGCAACUUCCAAUUCUGAAACUGGGCUGCAUAAAAGAUCAGCUGUUACUGAAAAAAAAUUAGCUUAUUCGAGGGGAUCGUUUAGUUGCUACCCUUCGUCAUAAGGUUCAGUCUUGGCGAGUGCAUUUCCUCCUAAUAAGCUGUAACAUUUUCAUUCAUCCAUGUGAUAAAAACUGUCUGAUACUUUGGAGUUGGCAUGUGAGGGGAGGCUUAGGUAAUCAUAAACUUGUGCUUUUACAUCUUAUUGGCAAUAGAAAACAUAGAACUGGUGUUUCUUUUCCUAGUUGAAUCAUCUCUGUUUAGGUUUUCUGUUGCCUUUGGUUUCUUUGAGCAAGUGUUUGUGUUUUUUAAACUUUUAUUGCAUAUAUGCAAGAUAGAGACCUGCAAGGCUCGAUGGUAGGUUUGUUUAGUUUAAAUGGCAGCUUGACAUG